Messenger RNA from Ziziphus jujuba (common jujube), 1645 nucleotides. Its product is annotated as glucan endo-1,3-beta-glucosidase 14. Gene Ontology annotation, cellular component: plasma membrane. Gene Ontology annotation, biological process: carbohydrate metabolic process. The record is from RefSeq and is a predicted model, not a curated record. Gene Ontology annotation, molecular function: hydrolase activity, hydrolyzing O-glycosyl compounds. The coding region runs from base 107 to 1249 and encodes 380 amino acids. Lineage: Eukaryota; Viridiplantae; Streptophyta; Magnoliopsida; Rosales; Rhamnaceae. The transcript is spliced from 4 exons.
AAAUAUAUAAAUGUAUGACACGUAUAAAAUCGGACAACGUUAGUGGGAGGAGCGUCGGGGACAGAGGAGGAGGGUGGUGAAGAACAAGGCCUAGAUCCGAUCAGCAAUGGCGAGCUCUUCUGUCAUUUUCCAAAUCGCUCUGGUGCUUCUUAGCCUUACAGAUUCAGGGCUUAGCCAUGGAGUAGGGAUAAACUAUGGACAGAUAGCGAACAAUCUGCCAUCUCCGUCAAGAGUGGCCAUCCUCCUCAGAUCUCUGAACAUCAGCAGAGUGAAACUGUACGAUGCGGAUCCCAGCGUUCUGGUGGCCUUCUCGAAUACGAAUGUGGAUUUCAUCAUCGGAUUAGGGAACGAGUACUUGGAAAACAUGACAGACCCUCUGAAAGCUCAAGCUUGGAUUGAGGAGCAUGUUUCACCCCAUCUGCUGCAGACAAAAAUCACCUGCAUCACCGUCGGAAAUGAGAUUUUCAACAGCAACGACACCGGCCUGAUGUCGAAUCUCCUCCCAGCAAUGCAAACUGUUUACACAAGCCUUGUCAACCUUGGCCUCGACAAACAAGUUGCCGUCACCACUGCUCACUCCCUUGCCAUUUUGGGAAACUCCUAUCCUCCAUCUUCCGGGACUUUUAGGCAAGAUCUUGCUGAAUAUCUGCAACCCCUUUUGAGUUUCCAUGCACAGACCAAGUCCCCUUUCCUGAUAAAUGCAUAUCCAUACUUUGCGUAUAAGGAUAAUCCCGGAGAAGUUCCAUUAGAAUAUGUUCUCUUCCUGCCUAACCAAGGGAUGACUGAUCCCAUUACCAAUCUGCAUUAUGAUAACAUGCUGUAUGCUCAGCUUGAUGCUGUUUAUUCGGCUAUCCGAGCUAUGGGCCACACCGAUAUCGAGGUCAGGAUAUCCGAGACUGGUUGGCCUUCAAAAGGGGACGCCAACGAGGCCGGAGCAACUCCCGAGAACGCAGGGUUGUACAAUGGCAAUCUUUUGAGGAGAAUCGAGCAGAGGCAAGGCACUCCGGCCAAACCUUCAGUUCCUAUCGACAUUUAUGUGUUUGCACUUUUCAAUGAGGAUUUAAAGCCUGGUCCUGCAUCCGAGAGAAAUUAUGGACUCUAUUAUCCUGAUGGUUCUCCAGUCUAUGACAUCGGAUUACAGGGCUAUCUCCCGGAGUUGACUAUAUCUUCAGCAACCGCAACCGCCAUUAAUGCCUUGUCCAUCUUCUAUUUUUUGAUCUUUCUUGUUACAUGCUCAAUCUGUUCUUAAGUGGUUGCACAUUUCUUGAUUGAAGAUGGAAAGAAACCAGGAGUAGAAAAAGAAAGAAGCAGAAAAUUUCCUAGAGACCAAUCCAAGCCAAAAGGAGCUCUAUAGGGAGGCAGAAGCAGAAAAGGUUUGUCGAAAUUUUUCAAGCAGUGAUGGAUUGGAGCUUCGUUUUCAAAGUUGCGCCAGGUCAUUGGCUAACGCAUAUAAUAAUAAGUUCUAUGAAUAAGUAGGUAUUAUUAUUAUUAUUUUUUUUGCUGAAAGAAUAAGUAGGUAUUAUUGUUAUUCAAUCUGAUAAUUAAAAUAAUAAUAAUAAUAAUAAUAAAGUAAAUUCAAGCAUACAAAAUAGUUAAUAUUCUUUGUCAAACAUCUAAUAAUAAUGCAGGGUUUUUUCGGAGUUUA